AUGGAGCCACAGACCAAACGCUGGAAGGGCUCAGAGUGCGACACAGACUCCUGGGUUGCUUAUCCUGUACUGUCAGAUGAGCAGUCACAAGACGUCGAGCUAAUAGAGGCUUUUGCUGCACCCAUUGUCAACAAAAAAGAGACGUCUCGACUGGUCCGGGAGCUGAGCAGCCAUUACCCGUUGAACAGCCUUCAGCACAUCAAGAGGGUGCGGGCGGUGAAGGCGAAGGGCAGCCCUCACCCUCUGGAAGUCCUCGUGUGCCUCGUUAGUGACGCUCCAGACAUGACGGUGGUCGACAUCAAGUCUCUGCUCCCCUCAGAUAAAGUUAAACCUGAGGGAUUGGGUGAACCCUUUGUGGUUAAGGUCCCUGCGCGUCCCCCUUUGACCCGACCCCAGUUUGAGCUGGCGAGCAAACACUGGCCCACAUCCUUUCACGAGGACAAACAGGUGACCGUCGCCCUGAAAGGAGAGCUCUUUGGUCCAGCUCAGAAAUCCAUGAUGCACACAUACAUGAUGUCUGCUGUGGCUGCAGCCAGAGCAGGACACGAGUUAGGAAUGGAGGCAGUGGGUGCAGUGGUGGUCGACCCUGUGAUGGAGCGAGUCAUUGCAGUGGGUCAUGACUGCAGGGGUGACCAUCCUCUUCAUCAUGCUGUGAUGGUCUGCAUCGACCUUGUGGCUCAGAGUCAGGGUGGAGGAUGUUAUUCUUUUGACAAGUAUCCUACUUGUACAUUCACUGCUCCAACCUUAGCGACCACUGAGAAUCCUCCUGACUCAGAGGGGAGCUCUCAGCCGUACAUAUGCACCCGGUAUGACUUCUAUGUGACCAGAGAGCCUUGUGUUAUGUGCGCCAUGGCUCUGGUACACUCCAGAGUUGGUCGUGUUUUCUACGGCGCUGCCUCUGCUGACGGAGCCUUAGGGACGAAAUUUAAAAUCCACUCCCAGAAGGACUUGAACCAUCGAUUUGAGGUCUACAAAGGAGUCCUGGGCGAGCAGUGUGAGGAUCUGAGCAGCUUAGACCAAACCAAAAGGAACAGUUUACAGGAGAAAAGAUGA
This is a messenger RNA of Xyrichtys novacula (pearly razorfish), 1053 nucleotides long. Lineage: Eukaryota; Metazoa; Chordata; Actinopteri; Labriformes; Labridae. The record is from the annotation of a GenBank genome assembly.